AUGUCCACUAAUUUAGGUAUUGACGAAGAGAAGAACGUUCAGCAGGACGAAGUCAAAGUUCUUGAUGUUAAUCCUGCUGAGUUGACUGAAGAGAAGCUCGAGAUUUACGAUGUGGCAGCUGCUUUCUUGGCGGAAGUCGCGAAACGACCCAAUGCGGCCGAGCUCCUUGCACCGUGGACCCCAGAGGAGGAGAGAGCCGUGAAAUGGAAGAUUGACCUCAUCGUCAUGCCUUUGAUAUGGCUCGCGAACCUCAUGAGUGGCACAGACAAGGUCUUGCUCGGAACUGCAGUCACAUUCGGCCUACGUACUGACCUAAAAUUGGUCGGACAACAAUAUUCAUGGGCAAAUUCAGCAAUCUACUUCACCUGUAUCGCAUUUGUGUUUCCUCAAUCAUGGAUCUUCCAGAAAUUCCCCAUUGGCAGAACAAUCGGGUUCAACGUCUUUUGCUACGGUAUAACUACGUUCGGUACAUCUGCAGUGAAGAACUUUGCUGGACUCAUUGUCUGCCGUCUGUUCCUGGGGGCUUUUGAAGGUGCAGGUCAUUCGGCAACCGGUAUGGUGAUCUCCAUGUGGUGGCGCAAGUCGGAGCAGGGAUGGCGUACCGGAAUGAUGUUUAGUACCUUGUCCUCUGUCGUAAACGGUCUUCUGUCUUUUGCCCUUCAGUUCUACAACCCUGGACCUAUCGCAAGAUGGAGACUGCUCUUUGUUCUUAUGGGCUGCUUCUCAGUUAUGGUCGGAACCGCAAAUUUCUUUGUGAUUCCCGCUAACCCUGCCGAAGCUUGGUGGUUGAACGAUCGACAGAAAGUUAUUGCCAUCCGAAGAACAGCUUCUAACCAGACUGGAGUGAUGAACCACAAAAUCAAAUGGGAUCAAAUCAAAGAGGCUUUGCUCGAUGUGAAGACUUGGUUGAUCAAUGUCAGCUUGAACAUUCCCAAUGGCGGUCUUAUCGGCUUCAACUCGCUCAUCGUACAAUCUUUGGGCUAUACUGUCAAAGAGGUCACGCUCCUGGCGAUCCCUACAGGAGUAAUUAGUUGGGUUUCCUCACUUGCCUUCGCCAGGCUGGCCACGAAGACUAGACAGCCAACCCUUUGUACCAUCGCGGCCGUUCUCGUUUGUCUCACCGGAACAAUCAUGUUGAAAGAAAUCCCAAGGAGUAACAAAGGUGGAUCCCUCGCCGCACUAUUCAUCAUGUAUUGCUACUGGGCUCCUUACAUUAUCUUCGGAUCUUCCAUCCUCUACGCCAAUGUUUCAGGAACCAGCAAGAAAGUUGCUGUCUUUGGUAUCAGUUACUGGGGUUACUGUGUCGGCAAUUUGAUCGGACCGCAAACUUUCCGUACUCCCGAAGCCCCCCUCUAUCGAAGCGCAGUCAUGUCGAUGCUCAUUUUCUACUGUCUGUCCAUAUUAUUCAUCGCUGCUUAUGGAUUUAUAUGCUGGCGGGACAAUAAAAGGAAGGUCAAGGAGGAGGAGAUCUGGAGAGCUUCAAGACCUGAUGAUGGUGUGGCGGAGGAAUGGAAGGAUCUUACGGAUAAACAGAACCCAUUAUUUAGAUACUCUUGGUAA
This is a messenger RNA of Kwoniella botswanensis, 1560 nucleotides long. RefSeq lists its product as uncharacterized. NCBI's taxonomy places the organism in Eukaryota, Fungi, Basidiomycota, Tremellomycetes, Tremellales, Cryptococcaceae. The coding region runs from base 1 to 1560 and encodes 519 amino acids. Gene Ontology annotation, molecular function: transmembrane transporter activity. The transcript is spliced from 14 exons. The record is from RefSeq and is a predicted model, not a curated record. Gene Ontology annotation, cellular component: membrane. Gene Ontology annotation, biological process: transmembrane transport.